Messenger RNA from Plasmodium vinckei vinckei, 939 nucleotides. Its product is annotated as conserved Plasmodium protein, unknown function. The transcript has 3 exons. The record is from RefSeq and is a predicted model, not a curated record. The coding region runs from base 1 to 939 and encodes 312 amino acids. NCBI's taxonomy places the organism in Eukaryota, Apicomplexa, Aconoidasida, Haemosporida, Plasmodiidae.
AUGGUAAACAUAAAUUGGCCUGGGUUACUAAAAUGGUCUACUAAAUAUUCAGAUGGAACUAUCGAUACAAAUAAGAGGCUCAGUAAAGAAGACAUCGAGUUUUUACAGGGCGCAAUAAAAGAAGCCUUAAGUCAAGUAGAAGAUCCAUAUGAAGCUAUAGGUGAAGCAGUUCGAAAUUUUGAAAGCAAAGAUGAAGGUAUUAUAUUAGCUUCUGCAAAAAUAAUUGAAAGACUAGUAGAUGAAUACCCGGAAGUAGCUAAAAAUUUAGAUAAAAUAAAUGCAUUAGAUCCUUUAUUAAAGUUGUUAGAAAGCAAUAAUAAUCACAUAUUGGAAUCAGUUUUACAAAUAUUCUCUCUAGCAUUAUCUAACAAUCCUGUUUUGCAAGAUUGUGUUUUUAAAAAAAAUGGUUUAAAAAUAUUAUUAUUAAAAUUACAAGAAUCCAAGCAAACCACGGUUGAUAAAAAAUUAAUAACUGCUAUAUCAGCAUUGAUUAGACAUCAUGAUGAAGGAGAAAAUAAAUUUAUUGACUAUGGUGGUAUAGCAUUUCUUGUUUAUGGCAUGCAAACAAAUAUAUAUAAAUAUCAAGAAAAAUCAGCAUUACUUUUAAAGCAUUUAGUUCAUCAAAAUAAAAUCACAUUUGAAAUAUUUGAAAAAAAUAAAGUUAUGAAUGGACUUAUAGCAUUAACUAAUAAUAAAAAUAUCGAUGAAACUGGUAUACAAUAUGGUGAAACUACAGCUGAGCUAUUUUUAGCAUUAAUGCAAAAUCAUAGGCAUAAAUUAGCAAAGGGUGGCUAUCUCAAACAGAUAAAAGAAUUAAUCGAAGGAAGAUUAAAUUAUUUGACUGUCAUUCAGGAUAACGCUUCUUAUGAUGUAUCGCAGGAAAUUGAUCUUUUUAAGGAAUGCCUAAAAUUGACGAAAUGGCCAGGUGUUAAGCAAUGA